AUGGAGGAGGAAGGAGGGGAGGGGUCGCCGGGCACUGGAGAGGAGAGGGGAGUCGCCGGGCACUGGAGAGGAGAGGAGAGGGGAGUCGCCGGGCACUGGAGAGGGAGGGGGAGGGGUCGCCGGGCACUGGAGAGGAGAGGGGGAGGUCGGGGGAGGGGCAACUGGAGAAGGAGGAGGGGAGGAGCGCCGGGCACUGGAGAGGAGAGGGGAGUCGCCGGGCACUGGAGAGGAGAGGGGAGUCGCCGGGCACUGGAGAGGAGAGGGGAGCGCCGGGCACUGGAGAGGAGGGGGGAGUCGCCGGGACUGGAAGAAGAAAGAGGGGGAGUUUCGCCGGCGGCAGGGCACUGGAUGAGAAGAGGGUGGCAGUCGCCGGGCAAUGGAGAGGACGAGGGGAGUCCGGCGGGCAAGGAGAAGGGAGGAGGGGAGUCGCCGGGCACUGUGCGAGAGGAGCGGGGAUGUGCCGGGCAAUGGAGAGGAGGAGGGGAGUUCGGCGGGCACUGA
Macrobrachium nipponense is the source of this 501-nucleotide messenger RNA. Its product is annotated as golgin subfamily A member 6-like protein 2. Bases 1 to 501 code for a protein of 166 amino acids. NCBI's taxonomy places the organism in Eukaryota, Metazoa, Arthropoda, Malacostraca, Decapoda, Palaemonidae. The record is from RefSeq and is a predicted model, not a curated record. The transcript has a single exon.